AUGCCCCACAAACAUAAGAGGAAGAGAGGUGAUGAUGAUGAUUUUGAGCUGCCUCCGUCGCAGAAGGCUCUGCCGCUACCCGUUUCGUCUGGAAGGCAAAACAGCAAACAAACUACAGAUCAACCACGAGGGAAACCACGAGGAAAACCACGAGGGAAAGACCGUACAAGCAACGACGCUCCCCGAGCGUUCAGACGGAUAAUGGCAUUUGCGCAAGGAAAAAGGCCGAGAUCUGGACUCGACAAUGGGGAAGCCAUUAAGAAAAUGCCUAAAAUUUUGGAUACUCAGACCGAAGACCUCCGCAUCAAGCCAGGAGAGGAUAUGAGAUCUUUUUCUGCCCGAGUAGACGCCGCUUUGCCAGUGGCUGGUUUAACAACGAAGACGAAAACAAAAGAUGGUAAAGACUCACUUGGUCUAAAGGUAAACCGUACACGCAAAGAGCGGAAAAUGCACAAGCUCUACGAUCAAUGGCGGGACGAAGAACGCAAAAUACAGGAGCAGAGAGAAGAAGAGCGCGAGCUGGCCGCAGAAAGAGAACUGGAUAAUGAAUCCAGUGAAAUCUUUGCUGACCAUGAGUGGGCGGCUCCUGGUGGGGCGAGGAGCAGGAAGAAAUCCAAAAAGAACAGAGGUAAAGGUGAAGACGAAGAUCCAUGGCUGGAGUUAAUACGCAAGAGAGGGGAAACAAAAAUUGGCCUCAAUGAUGUUGCACAAGCACCACCAGAGCUUCUACACAAAAGUAAAAGAAAACAGCUGGAAGUAGCAGGUGCAGCAGUUGAUGUUGUCAACAUUCCCAGGGCUGCAGGGAGCUUGCGAAGACGAGAGGAGCUCCAAGCGGCAAGGGGUGACGUCGUUGAAGCGUACAGGAGGAUAAGAGAGCAUGAACAGGCCAAGAUUGAUGCUCAGGGCAAAAAGCACCAGAGGCGCAGCGGUCCGUCAGCGUAA
This is a messenger RNA of Pochonia chlamydosporia 170, 942 nucleotides long. RefSeq names its product urease accessory protein UreD. NCBI's taxonomy places the organism in Eukaryota, Fungi, Ascomycota, Sordariomycetes, Hypocreales, Clavicipitaceae. The record is from RefSeq and is a predicted model, not a curated record. The transcript is spliced from 2 exons. Bases 1 to 942 code for a protein of 313 amino acids.